GGCAAAUAAAGGGAAGGAGGAGGAGUCAGCCAGCUAAUGCGAAGACAAGCAAGGCCCUCUCCCUCCCUCUCCUUCUCCCCGAUAUAUAAGGAGCCGCGUCUCCUCACACCAGCAGUUGUCUUGAAGACGUGAUCGCAUCUCCUUCAUCAUGAAAGUUCUGUCUCUGAUGUUGGUGGUGGCCCUGGCCGCUCUGCUGGGGUCAACCCGAGCCAUGCCUGACCCCGACGCCCUGGCUGACCCCAAACCCGCUGCUGACCCACAGUUUGGAUUCGGUGGGUUCGGUGGUGGAUUUGGCAGUCACGAACGCCGCAGAUUCGGGGGCGGAUUUGGUCGCGGAUUUGGUGGCGGAUUCGGUCGCGGAUUUGGUGGCGGAUUCGGUCGCGGAUUUGGUGGCCGCAGAUUUGGUAGUCACGAACGCUUUGGCCGCUUUGGUGGCGGCUUCUUUUAGAUAAUCCUGGUGUAAUAUACACACUAAGAUGCCACAAAGCCCCAAGUGCAGCGCGGGGUCACAAACUGAAGGACCAAUCAACCCAUCUCAAGAAACUAGUUCAGAGCCGUCAUCGUCUUCCUCCACUAACCAGCGCCUUCAACACAUCAACCAUCAUCUCCAACUUCCUGGAUCACCAUCAUCUUUAGCUUCCAGCAUCACCAUCAACCAUCAUCUUCAGCUUCCAGCAUCACCAUCAACCAUCAUCUUCAAUCUCCUAAAACCCAGAGCUCAUAACUUGUUCACCUCAGUACAUUAAUUAUUGGAGAGUGGUCAGCUGAUGGUCAAUCAGCUGAUGGUUCAGUCAGCUGAUGAUUCAGUCAGCUGAUGGUUCAAUCAGCUGAUGGUUCAGUCAGCUGAUUGUUCAGUCAGCUGGUGGUUCAGUCAGCUGAUGGUUCAGUCAGCUGAUGAUUCAGUCAGCUGAUUGUUCAGUCAGCUGGUGGUUCAGUCAGCUGGUGGUUCAGUCAGCUGGUGAUUCAGUCAGCUGAUGGUUCAAUCAGCUGAUGGUUCAGUCAGCUGAUUGUUCAGACAGCUGGUGGUUCAGUCAGCUGAUGAUUCAGUCAGCUGAUGGUUCAAUCAGCUGAUGGUUCAGUCAGCUGAUUGUUCAGUCAGCUGGUGGUUCAAUCAGCUGAUGGUUCAGUCAACAAAUGUGAGCAAAGCGUGUAUUUAAUAAACAUAUAUAUUACA
Procambarus clarkii (red swamp crayfish) is the source of this 1174-nucleotide messenger RNA. NCBI's taxonomy places the organism in Eukaryota, Metazoa, Arthropoda, Malacostraca, Decapoda, Cambaridae. The record is from RefSeq and is a predicted model, not a curated record.